Messenger RNA from Homo sapiens (human), 2461 nucleotides. RefSeq names its product RB binding protein 7, chromatin remodeling factor (gene RBBP7). The coding region runs from base 223 to 1767 and encodes 514 amino acids. NCBI's taxonomy places the organism in Eukaryota, Metazoa, Chordata, Mammalia, Primates, Hominidae. The record is from RefSeq and is a predicted model, not a curated record. The transcript is spliced from 12 exons. Gene Ontology annotation, molecular function: RNA binding; histone binding. Gene Ontology annotation, biological process: response to steroid hormone. Gene Ontology annotation, cellular component: NuRD complex; nucleus; NURF complex.
GGGCUCCGAGCACUUCCGGAGCCGGGCGCGGGGCCGAGGGCUGGGCCCCCCUCUUCCCUUCCCUCCUCCAGCGGCUGCGCUCCCUCCGGCGCCCUCGGCCCCGGGGCGGAGGCGGCCCCCGCCGCUGGGAAGCGAGCGCCGCGGCUCUUUCUACGCGCGCGCGCGCGUUGACCGCCUCGGGGUCGCGGCCCUUGUCCGGGGGUUGCUGGGGUCCUCAGGCCUAUGGCUGCCGAGGCGGGCGUCGUGGGAGCUGGGGCCUCCCCUGAUGGGGAUUGGAGAGACCAGGCCUGUGGGCUUCUGCUACACGUGCAUUUGUCUUCCCGACUGGGUCGCGCAGCCCCUGUACGUACAGGUCGUCAUCUUAGAACAGUGUUUGAAGAUACUGUGGAGGAGCGUGUCAUCAAUGAAGAAUAUAAAAUCUGGAAGAAGAAUACACCGUUUCUAUAUGACCUGGUUAUGACCCAUGCUCUUCAGUGGCCCAGUCUUACCGUUCAGUGGCUUCCUGAAGUGACUAAACCUGAAGGAAAAGAUUAUGCCCUUCAUUGGCUAGUGCUGGGGACUCAUACGUCUGAUGAGCAGAAUCAUCUGGUGGUUGCUCGAGUACAUAUUCCCAAUGAUGAUGCACAGUUUGAUGCUUCCCAUUGUGACAGUGACAAGGGUGAAUUUGGUGGCUUUGGUUCUGUAACAGGAAAAAUUGAAUGUGAAAUUAAAAUCAAUCACGAAGGAGAAGUAAACCGUGCUCGUUACAUGCCGCAGAAUCCUCACAUCAUUGCUACAAAAACACCAUCUUCUGAUGUGUUGGUUUUUGACUAUACAAAACACCCUGCUAAACCAGACCCAAGUGGAGAAUGUAAUCCUGAUCUCAGAUUAAGAGGUCACCAGAAGGAAGGCUAUGGUCUCUCCUGGAAUUCAAAUUUGAGUGGACAUCUCCUAAGUGCAUCUGAUGACCAUACUGUUUGUCUGUGGGAUAUAAACGCAGGACCAAAAGAAGGCAAAAUUGUGGAUGCUAAAGCCAUCUUUACUGGCCACUCAGCUGUUGUAGAGGAUGUGGCCUGGCACCUGCUGCACGAGUCAUUGUUUGGAUCUGUUGCUGAUGAUCAGAAACUUAUGAUAUGGGACACCAGGUCCAAUACCACCUCCAAGCCGAGUCACUUGGUGGAUGCGCACACUGCCGAAGUCAACUGCCUCUCAUUCAAUCCCUACAGCGAAUUUAUUCUAGCCACCGGCUCUGCGGAUAAGACCGUAGCUUUAUGGGAUCUGCGUAACUUAAAAUUAAAACUCCAUACCUUCGAAUCUCAUAAAGAUGAAAUUUUCCAGGUAUGUGACAGUUUUCUGGUGUCUGUAUGUCAGGAAAUGAAAUCCAGGGAUUCAUCAGUUAAGCUAUACCAGACUCGUGGGUCCACUAUUGAAAAAAAUGUCUUGUACGUGGUGUUACAUGGAGAUGCUCAUAGGGUCCACUGGUCUCCACAUAAUGAAACUAUUCUGGCUUCAAGUGGUACUGACCGCCGCCUGAAUGUGUGGGAUUUAAGUAAAAUUGGGGAAGAACAAUCAGCAGAAGAUGCAGAAGAUGGGCCUCCAGAACUCCUGUUUAUUCAUGGAGGACACACUGCUAAGAUUUCAGAUUUUAGCUGGAACCCCAAUGAGCCUUGGGUCAUUUGCUCAGUGUCUGAGGAUAACAUCAUGCAGAUAUGGCAAAUGGCUGAAAAUAUUUACAAUGAUGAAGAGUCAGAUGUCACGACAUCCGAACUGGAGGGACAAGGAUCUUAAACCCAAAGUACGAGAAAUGUUUCUGUUGAAUGUAAUGCUACAUGAAUGCUUGAUUUAUCAAGCGCCAAAAAGGCAUUGUAUAGUAGGAAAUGUAAGUGGGGUGGCUUAUGGCUUCUUUAUCCUCUGAUUCUAGCACUUUCAAGUGAGCUGUUGCGUACUGUAUCAUAUUGUAGCUAUUAGGGAAGAGAAGAAUGUUGCUUAAGAAAGAACAUCACCAUUGAUUUUAAAUACAAGUAGCAGGGUAUUGCCUUUGAUUCAACUGUUUUAAGUCCUCAUUUUCUCAAACUAAGUGCUUGCUGUUCCCAAAUAUGCAAGAAUAACUUUUACACUUUUUCCUUCCAACACUUCUUGAUUGGCUUUGCAGAAAUAAAGUUUUAAAAUAAAACUUGUGUUUUUUUAAAAGCUUAGUGGGGGGGGGCGGGGGAGUCUACUUUUUGAGUAGAAAUGGGUAAAAUGGUACCUUUGGACUCCUACAGUUAAGGUCACAUGGAUAAUGAAAGAAUACACAGAAGCUGUUAAGUUUAUCAUACAUAUUUACUUAAUCUAUACAGAAUCAAGUAGAUAAAAUCAGAUUCACAUUAGUGAAAAAUCUCUACAAAAUGUCUUUGAAAAGCAAAACGAGACUGCCUCUUAACAAUUCGUAUCCUCAUGAAAGACGUGGGCUGUAAAAAUAAAGCAGUGUGUUUAGCACAAA